AUGGCCUCCACCUCCCCUCCAAUGGCGACCAGCAACCAAGUGGCGUCGCGUCUGAUGGAGAUCCCCGACCACCUCCUAUCGGAGAUCCUCCUCCGGCUGCCCGCCCCAGAAGACCUCGCGCGCGCCUCCGCCGCGUGCGUCUCCUUCCGCCGACUCGUCACCGACCAGUCCUUCCUCCGCAGCUUCCGCCGCCUCCACCCCCAGCCACUCCUCGGCUUCCUCGACCACGAAGGGUUCUACCCAGCCCAACCGCCGCACCCCUCCGCGCCCGCCGCCCACGCGCUCGCGCACGCCGCCGACUUCUCCUUCUCCUUCAUGCCCUCCCGCUGCCGAUGGGCCGUCCGGACAUCCGCGACGGCCGUGGAGGUCGCCGUGUGCGACCCCUUGCACCGGCGGUACGUCCUGCUGCCCCCACUACCUCAGGACCUAGCCGCCUCGGUGGAGCAUUUUCGGCGAGGAACCAGAGGCGGCAUUCAGAGUGAUCUGCGUGGCACAUUUCAGCACCAGGGUGGCGGCCUUCGUCUUCUCGUCCGGCACCGGACAGUGGCGAGCCGCUGCAUCCAAGAAUUAUAG
This is a messenger RNA of Lolium rigidum, 573 nucleotides long. RefSeq lists its product as uncharacterized. Gene Ontology annotation, molecular function: protein binding. The coding region runs from base 1 to 573 and encodes 190 amino acids. The transcript is spliced from 2 exons. NCBI's taxonomy places the organism in Eukaryota, Viridiplantae, Streptophyta, Magnoliopsida, Poales, Poaceae. The record is from RefSeq and is a predicted model, not a curated record.